This is a messenger RNA of Propithecus coquereli (Coquerel's sifaka), 399 nucleotides long. RefSeq names its product 60S ribosomal protein L36a-like. Gene Ontology annotation, biological process: translation. The record is from RefSeq and is a predicted model, not a curated record. Gene Ontology annotation, molecular function: structural constituent of ribosome. The transcript has a single exon. NCBI's taxonomy places the organism in Eukaryota, Metazoa, Chordata, Mammalia, Primates, Indriidae. Gene Ontology annotation, cellular component: ribosome; cytosolic large ribosomal subunit. The coding region runs from base 69 to 389 and encodes 106 amino acids.
GGGAGGCAAGGGUUGCGAACGCCAAGUUUCCCGAUUUCAUUGUAUAAACAGACAGCUGUACAGUAAAGAUGGUCAAUGUACCUAAAACGCGAAGAAUUUUCUGUAAGAAGUGUGGCAAGCAUCAACCUCACAAAGUGACCCAGUAUAAGAAGUGCAAGGAUUCCCUGUGUGCCCAGGGAAAGAGGCUCUAUGAUCGGAAGCAGAGUGGCUAUGGUGGGCAGACAAAGCCAAUUUUCCGGAAGAAGGCUAAAACCACAAAGAAGAUUGUGCUAAGGCUGGAAUGUGUUGAGCCUAACUGCAGAUCCAAGAGGAUACUGGCCAUUAAGAGAUGCAAGCAUGUUGAACUGGGAGGAGAUAAGAAAAGAAAAGGCCAAGCGAUCCAGUUCUAACCUUUGGGAC